This is a messenger RNA of Antechinus flavipes (yellow-footed antechinus), 1646 nucleotides long. RefSeq names its product trans-2,3-enoyl-CoA reductase like (gene TECRL). The transcript is spliced from 12 exons. Gene Ontology annotation, biological process: very long-chain fatty acid biosynthetic process. Gene Ontology annotation, molecular function: oxidoreductase activity, acting on the CH-CH group of donors. The coding region runs from base 26 to 1114 and encodes 362 amino acids. The record is from RefSeq and is a predicted model, not a curated record. Lineage: Eukaryota; Metazoa; Chordata; Mammalia; Dasyuromorphia; Dasyuridae.
ACAGAGUCUCCUGCUAGUUUUUACAAUGUUCAAAAGGAACAAGCCCUCUGCUACAGACAGAAAAAGGGAAUUAUUUGCCCAAGGAGCUACACAGUCCUUAUUGAAGAAUGACAUGAAAAAUUUUCAUUCUUUGUCACAACUUGUACUAUCUACUGGUGGAUUGAGAAAAACAGCAAGCAAACAUUCAAAAACUACUCAUUUUGAAAUAGAAAUCCUUGAUGCUCAAACCAGAAAGCAGAUAUGUAUUGUGGACAAGGUGUCUCCAACAUCUACACUCCGGGAUGUUAAACACAAAUUUCACAAAGCAUGUCCCCAGUGGUGCCCUUCUCGUAUUGGCCUUCAACUGGAACAUGGUGGGCCCUUUCUGAAGGAUUAUGUUAACAUUCAAAGUAUUGCAGCUUCUUCCAUUGUUACCUUAUAUUUCACAGAUCUAGGUCAGCAGGUCAGUUGGACAACAGUUUUUCUGGCUGAAUACACAGGACCUCUGCUAAUCUACCUCAUCUUUUACAUGCGGCUCACAUAUAUUUAUGAUGCAAAGGAAAGUUCUAGAAGAUUCCGCCAUCCAGUGGUACACUUGGCUUGUUUCUGCCACUGUUUACACUAUGCCCGCUACCUUCUAGAGACAUUGUUUGUUCAUAAACUGUCUGAAGAGCAUACACCUUUGAAAAAUUUGAUUAAGGGAUGUGCCUUUUACUGGGGAUUCACUUGUUGGAUUGCAUACUACAUUAAUCAUCCACGGUACACACCACCAUCAUUUGGAAACAGGCAAAUCACAGUUUCUGUCCUCAAUUUUCUGAUUUGUGAAGCUGGGAAUCAUUUUAUCAACGUAGUAUUAGCUCAUCCAAAUCACACAGGAAAUAAUGCCUGUUUCCCAAGUCCAACUUACAACCCUUUCACCUGGUUGUUUAUGUUUGUUUCCUGUCCCAACUAUACCUAUGAGAUUGGGUCAUGGAUUAGUUUCACAAUUAUGACACAAACCCUACCAGUUGGAAUUUUUGCACUCCUGUUGAGUAUCCAGAUGUCACUGUGGGCACAAAAGAAGCAUAAAAUUUAUCUGAAGAAAUUUGAUUCUUAUGUAUAUAGGAAAUCAGCAAUGAUUCCUUUCAUAUUGUAAAAGAGGGGAUAAUGUAGGAAAAUGAUUCUUUCAUGUUCACACUUUAAAUGUCUUUAUCAAAAAUUGGAAUCCCAAAAUCAAAUCAGAUAAAUAAAAAUAAAGAGUAAGAAGGGGAAUUACAGAAAGAGACCUCUCAAUUUUCCAGGGAAUUAUUUUCUAAACACAACUGAGUGGAAAAUGUGUUGUAAAGAGCCCUGACUCGGUCACCAAUCACCUGAAUGAUCUUGGGCAUUCCAUUUAAUUUUUCUGGGCCUUAAUAUAAGAAUCUAGAAUUCUAAGUUGUUUAACAUUAUUAUUUGCUUUGCACUAUUAACAGCAUGCAACAAUACGCAAUCUGGAGUCCAAUGUUGAAGAUUUUACUAGGUCAUUUUAGGGGGGGUUAAAAAUAUUUCAAUUAUACAAUUCCAAUUUAAUAGCUAGUAAUAGUAAAAUUAAGUCACAUUUUUGAGUUUAUGUGAUGGAUUAUUAAAUGCCAAAUUAUUAAAUUGUAAUAUAAAGAAUUUUUAAAAAUUAAAUUAUAUUAUAGGUGGAA